UUUUCUUUUAGGGGAGAAAGAAGAAAACACCAACAAUGGCUGUGUCACCGGCAGUCACGACAUUGUGUGAGAAUCCAAACGAAGUGUUUCUCGACGCCGCCAAGUUGUUGCUCACGUACGCGGACAACAUUUUGAGGUAUCCUAAUGAGGAAAAGUACAGAUCCAUCCGCAUCGGCAAUCCAACUUUCUCCACCAAGCUGCUGCCCAUCAAAGGAGCUGUCGAGUGCCUCUUUGAGAUGGGAUUUGAGGAGGCUGAGACCCACCUGGUGUUCCCGAGGUCUGCAUCGGUGGAGCAGCUGAAGAUCAUCAGGGAGUCCAUAGCAGCAGAGAGGGAUCAGAGGCUGCGUGGAGGACAGCCUGUCCAACCCACCGCUCAGGCCACUGUGGCCUCAGCACCAGAGACCUCUGCUGCCGCUGCUGCCGCCACAACCUCCAGCCAGCCACUUACAACACCUCCACCAGCUCCAUCACAGCCAACAUCAUUGGAGAGCAGUAUGAGCUUUUUUGUGACUCUCCAGUCAAACUUCCAGCACGUGAUGCUGUAUGAAAACCCCGAGCUGCAGCAGAAAGCCAGGAGCUCCAUCCCUCACCAGCAGCUGACCUCUGCAGCUGAAGACAAACUGAACGAGGCCAAAAAGGCCGAUCCAGAAUGUAAACUUGGAUUUGAAGACUUCCUGGUGCUGGAGUUGCUCAGGUGGUUCAAACAGGACUUCUUCUCCUGGGUGGACAGUCUGCCCUGCAGCCGCUGCGGAGGCAAAACCCAGAACAGCAGCUCACUCAGUCCCACUGCAGAUGACCUCCGCUGGGGAGCCCAGCGAGUGGAGAACCACUACUGUCAGAGCUGCCAGCUGUCUACCAGAUUCCCCAGGUAUAACAACCCUGAGAAGCUUCUUGAAACCAGGAGGGGGCGCUGUGGGGAGUGGGCCAAUUGUUUCACAAUGUGCUGCAGAGCCAUGGGCCUUGAGGCCAGAUAUAUCUGGGACAGCACAGAUCAUGUGUGGACAGAGAUUUAUUCUGUUGCUCAGCGCCGCUGGCUGCACUGUGACUCUUGUGAGAACACUUGUGAUAAGCCUCUACUGUACGAGGUCGGCUGGGGGAAGAAACUGGCCUACAUUCUGGCUUUCUCUAAGGACCAGGUGGUUGAUGUGACCUGGCGGUAUUCCUGCAAACAUCCAGAGGUUUUGUCGAGGAGGACCAAAGUUCAGGAGGCCUGGCUGUUGCACACCAUUAACGGGCUCAAUGCCUCGAGGCAGCAGUCCUUGAGUCCAGACAAGAAGAAGGUGCUGACAGAGAGGCUGCUUGUCGAGUUGGUGGAGUUUAUUUCACCCAAGAAACCAAAACCAGGAGAGCUGGGCGGACGUAACUCUGGCUCUCUGGCCUGGAGGAUAGCACGGGGGGAGACCAGAGGGGCUGAUGAAGGGUCCUCCACACAGGCUACAGCUUUUGUGUUCACCCCGACUGAGAAAGAGAAGAGUGACCGGUUACUGCAUGUACGCUACAAUGCUGCCAAAGACCAGUACUGUCGAGUGUCCAACAACUCUGAGGUCAUUCACAGCUGGGAUCAGUGUGUGUGGACGAAGGAGUCGGUCUUCAGAAAGGUGGAGAAUGACUGGCAGAUGGUGUACAUUGCUCGAACAGAAGGAUCCUCUAAGGGAAAAAUCAGCUGGAAGUUUGACUUUGCUCCCGCGGGACUGAAGAUAAAGUCCGUCUCAGUCAUGGCAAGUAGCCAGACCUUCCACUCUGGGAAAGUCUGCUGGCACUCGCAGGCAGGCCAGAUUACUACAGAGUUCCCUGGAGAUGGGAACACGCAGUCCAUCCAGAGUCUAUGCGGCUCCUCUGAGUUCAUAGUUGUAGCAGGACUCAGCGGUGGAGAAGGGGAGACGUCAUGGCAACACUCUCAGCUCUUUAGACAAAGCUUGAAGCAGACAGAAGAGUCUUCAUUUGAAAUCCUCAUCCACUUAGAAGACGCUUAGCACUUGUUUUACUCAACAGAAACCGAACCCCCAAUAGACCUUUUGUCACAUCAGCCAAUUUGACAUGAAAUAUUAGGAUCAAGGAAAGUGUUUCAAAUGAUAAUCAAGGUUCCUUAAGCCCCUGUGUUUACUGUUUCAUGUCAAAUUGGCUGCUGUGAAAAAGGUCUGUUCCUUUUCACUAUUGACUGCUCUGACAAGUUCAAAGCUAAACGUUUGGCCGAUAGUUUUAUUUGAUAAAUAAGUGCAAUAUUUAAAUUAGUGUCACUCUUCUAAGAUGAUUUAAAUAUGCAUGGCCUAAUGGAUAAUUGAAUGAAAAAUGAUUUACAGAUGCUGUCACACAUUGAAUUUGAUGAAGGGCCAAACGAGACAUGCAUUUACAGGUACACCUGUAAAUAGUUUUAGCGUGAAGCCAUAAUUUUUUUUUGUAAACAUUUGCCUCCACUGUGAAUGUUGUAAUAUGUGAUGCAUGGAGACAAUCCCACACAGCAAACUAGGGUUGAUUUGCCUUGUCAACACAGGUUGCUGCGGUUCUCCUGCUUGUAUUAAAGGUAAAGUGUGUAGGAUUUAAUGGCAUCUAGUGGUGAAGUUGCAGAUUGCAACCAACUGAAUACCACUCGCCUCACUCUCCAUGUUCCAAGCAUGAUGGACAAACUACAGUGACUCCAUAGAAGAGGACCCGCUCCCUCUUUAGUUAUAAAAGGCUCAUUCUAAUGUAAUCCCAAUAUAAUUGUUGUUAUUUUCAGGUUAAUAUACACAAAUGAAAACAUAAUUAUGGUUACAUAUUCCAUUUAUGGCAGUAAUUCCCCUUAAAUGUUACACACUGGACCUUUUAAACUGUAAUUAUUAUUGGUGAGUGUGUCAUUUGAUACUUUGGUUAUGGUGUUUUUACACUUUGCCAUGCCCAGUUACAUCCAUGUCUGUAAUUAUAAAUGAAUUAAUGUUGUUCGUGUCGAUGUGCUGGAAAGGGCUGAAAUAUAUGGUGGUCUAAAUAAAGAUAUUUUCGCAGUC
Larimichthys crocea (large yellow croaker) is the source of this 2981-nucleotide messenger RNA. RefSeq names its product N-glycanase 1 (gene ngly1). NCBI's taxonomy places the organism in Eukaryota, Metazoa, Chordata, Actinopteri, Sciaenidae. Gene Ontology annotation, cellular component: cytosol; cytoplasm; nucleus. Gene Ontology annotation, biological process: glycoprotein catabolic process; protein deglycosylation. The record is from RefSeq and is a predicted model, not a curated record. Gene Ontology annotation, molecular function: peptide-N4-(N-acetyl-beta-glucosaminyl)asparagine amidase activity. The transcript is spliced from 12 exons. Bases 36 to 1973 code for a protein of 645 amino acids.